Molecule: messenger RNA, 1044 nt
Organism: Drosophila eugracilis
Lineage: Eukaryota; Metazoa; Arthropoda; Insecta; Diptera; Drosophilidae
Gene: THG
Product: probable tRNA(His) guanylyltransferase
Exons: 2
Coding region: 49-990 (313 amino acids)
Biological process (GO): tRNA modification
Molecular function (GO): magnesium ion binding; tRNA guanylyltransferase activity
Source: RefSeq, a predicted model, not a curated record
AUCAGCUGUUUAUAAAUCAUGCUUUUGUUAACAUAAAGAAAGUUUUAAAUGCGGUUUCUCGGAACUUUGAGCAAUUUUAGCAAAUUAUUGAAUCAUUCCUUUGCCCGGAAUAUCCCCAAACGCAGAAUGGCCUGCAGCAGAUUCGAGUACGUCAAAUCCUUUGAGCAGGACGACAGCAUUUUGCCCAAUGUGUGGAUAGUAAUACGAAUCGAUGGUAAAAAGUUCCACAAGUUUUCCAAGACACACGAUUUUGAGAAGCCCAACGAUGAGAAUGCUCUCAAUGUUAUGAAUGCAGCCGCCACGGCAGUGUUGCAGGAGUUCCGGGAUAUUGUUAUUGCCUACGGCCAGAGUGAUGAGUACUCUUUUGUUUUUCGUAAGGAGACGGCUGCCUUUAAGCGACGAUCCGCCAAACUACUCACCUAUGUCACCAGUUUGUUCUCCACGAGCUAUGUGAUGCAGUGGUCCAAGUGGAUGAAUAUGCCAUUGGCCUAUGCUCCCUGUUUCGACGGUCGGGUUGUCUUGUAUCCUUCAGAGCAGAACUUAAAAGAUUAUCUCAGCUGGCGGCAGGCGGAUGUGCAUGUCAACAACCUCUACAACACAGCAUUUUGGAAACUAGUUUUGGAAAAGGGUUUAACGAACCAGGAGGCGGAGGCGAAGCUGCGAGGUACCUUCUCCGCGGACAAGAACGAGUUGCUCUUCCAAGAAUUCGGCAUAAACUACAAUAAUCUACCGGCCAUGUACAGGAAAGGAACGAUUCUGCUCAGGAAACGCGUUGUUAUAGGUGACAAAAGCAGACAGGCAGUAGUGCCGCUGCACGAGGAUCUAAUUUCUUCACAAUUUUGGAAGCAACACACGGAGAUAUUGGGCAAAUAUGUGCCUGGGACUUAUAAUGCUCCAGAGCCUCUACCUAGAUUGAUUGAUUUACAACUGAAUGCCAAGCAUGUCGACGAGGAUGAGGAAGAGCCACAGAAUCUGGCUGGAAUUAGCUGAUAGUUAAACUUAUGGCAAUAUAUUUUAAGAUUAAAAUUACGAAACAACCCAAAA